This is a messenger RNA of Lutzomyia longipalpis, 6991 nucleotides long. Its product is annotated as probable Rho GTPase-activating protein CG5521. Gene Ontology annotation, molecular function: GTPase activator activity. Gene Ontology annotation, cellular component: cytoplasm; nucleus. NCBI's taxonomy places the organism in Eukaryota, Metazoa, Arthropoda, Insecta, Diptera, Psychodidae. The transcript is spliced from 8 exons. The record is from RefSeq and is a predicted model, not a curated record. Gene Ontology annotation, biological process: positive regulation of GTPase activity; regulation of small GTPase mediated signal transduction. Bases 357 to 6218 code for a protein of 1953 amino acids.
GAAGAAAAAAAAACUUCUUGUUUUUAUUUUGUAGAAAAAAAUAUACAAAUUUUGCCAGUGCUGAUGGGAAUUUGCGUGGGAGAUGGGCUAAAAUCUACAAUUUGUGUACCUGUUGUUUGUUUUACAAGCAAAACCCUUUUUGUUUGCAAGUGAGAAAAAAAUAUGUCGAUUAUUUGCACAAAUUCCACGUCUGUGCGUGAAAAAUCGCAGCAAAGCCAUCAAAGAAGGGAAGAAUCCCAGUGAAAAAAGAGAGAUUACGGCCAGCACAGUGGUGCCCCAAAGGAGUGUAUGGUGGGUGUGUGUAGCACCUGAUUUUUGGGGAUUCUCCAGCAGAGUGAGAGAAAUUUUGCAGCAAUAUGUUUACGAAAAAGUCCCAUACUGAUGUGAAAAAGUCCACCCUGAAGAUUCAGGACUGCAAGAAGGACUCCCAGACGCGCCUGAGGCAUCUCAAAACCAUUCUGGAUCAUGUGGAUUUGGAGGAGGCAAAGUCUCUCUUUGAAAGCAACUACAGUCACGUGUACUACGUCCUGUACGACACCUUCAUUCAAGCUGAAUCAAAUUUAAAACAAAGAGAGCUCUCAUUUCAUAUUGUUCACAAAGCGCAUCGUGAGGAAUUGGAUGGAUCACUAUGGCUCCUUGGGAAGAUCCUGUGUUUGCUGCCGGAGCUGAUUGCAAAGCGCUGGCAAUGUCAUUCGCUGGGGAGGAUAAUGAACAAGUUACUUCAUCCUGGGAACAGCGUAAAGCUCCGUCGGGAAGGCGUGAGGUAUUUUCUGCUGUGGUACCAGGCAAUGGGGGAGAAUGCUCCGCCGCAGGUGCACACGAUGUUUGCGGAUUUGGUGCCGGGAUUGAGUAUCCCCCAGAAGGGUGCUGGUUUGAAUUUGGACACCGAAUACGCCGCAACGGACAUUCUGAAUCAUCCCAAUAUGAAAUUAGAAAUGGGAACGUCUGUUUUUCACGACACCGGCAUCCAUCCGGUGCGGAGCCCUGAGAUAUCGCCCCUUCUGCCGCCAGGAUCGAAUGAACGCACCGCAGCUCCGGAUCCACGCGAUGGUUUGGAGAUUCUCCUGGAUUGCAUGGUUCAGGCCACGGGGUGCAUAAAGUGGCGCGAGAAUACGCCCCAGAAGCACAUGCGGAGCUUCCACUUCCUGCUGAAUCGAUUCCAGGAAGUCUAUUUGCCGGUAUUUUGUCCCAAUUUCGAUCACACAACAUCAAUUUAUGAGCCCAAAUUGGAUUUGCCGAUGAUGCGAACAAUCAGCCGGCGCGACGAGGUGAUGAGCUCGUGUGUUGUGGUGCUGGUGAAUUGGAUGUCACGAUUCACACACGAGAAGGGGGCACACAAUAGAAUGGACAGUAUUGCCAUGGAGGAAGACAUUGGUGAGAAUGCGAGUUUACUGUGGAAUCUGCGUCAAAUGGGCUUUUCUCAGGCACAAUUGGUGCGCGAUGUGCUCUACUCGACACGUGAGACUGUUAAUUUUGUCCACGAAGUCUACAGGCAGGCCUUCCUCUUGGGCUACACAUCUAAAGCACAAAUUGAGGCAAUAAAAAUUGCAAUAGCCGUAUAUCGGGAUUGGAUGAGUAACACACCACCGCCAUUCCUCCUGGAGCCCAAUGAGGAUGGUGGGCAUGGGGAGAAGGUGCACAGGAAUCAGAGACUUCGCACGGACUCAUACAUUGGUGCUAUCUACAAGGAGAAUCUCAUUAUUCGUGCUGGACUGCAGAAUGUCUUGCAGGUGUUUGUUACGCAUGCAUCAAAUGUCUUUAUGAUCCACACGGAACAGCUGAACAUAAUCUUCCAGUCAAAAUCACGAGAUAUAACAACAUCAGCACUGGAUGAGCAGACGGACAUUUGCAAGAGAGUUCUCAACAUCUAUCGCACCAUGGUGAUGAAUACGCGAAUGGAUGGGAGGAGUUGGGAGCAAUUGCUGAUGGUUCUGCUGCAAAUAACUUCCGUCAUUCUCAGUGACAAUGCAUCGAGUUCGAAGAAGAACACCCUGGGCGGGAGAUUGGCUCAGCCAAUCUUCCAGACUCUCAUUGUUACGUGGAUCAGAGCUCAUACGAAUGUGCACGUAAAUACAGCCCUGUGGGAGAAAUUCCUCUCGGUGCUGUCGUCGCUAACGCACAGGGAGGAAUUGAUAAUUGAAUGGGAUAAAACAAUGCAGACACUGACGAGGGUUCUUGCAAGGCAGGUGUACAAUUUAAAUCUGCAGGAUUUGCCCCUUGAUCGUUUGGCUGAGAGCAAGGGGAAGAGAAGACGUGGAGUGUCAAUUUGGCAGCAGAGUGAUCAGCAGAGUGCUUGUGAGGGACAAACGACGCCGAGUUCGUCGAAAAUUGAGCAUGUUGACGAGGGGGCCAAUGGGCAGCAGGCCAGGGAAGCUGGGAAUCAAGCUAGAAGCAUCCCAGGAACACCGGCUCUCAAUCGUAGCUACAGCGAAGGUAGUUUGGCACCCAAUACAAAGCGCCUCAGGAGCCGCAAACGCUUGAAACAUCACAAAGUACCCCCACUUCCGGUGAAUGUUGAACACUCCCUCAGUCGUAUGCUCUCCAACACUCCAACCAAUUUAAGUAUUAGCUCCGAAGCUCUCAACACAUCCCGAUCCAUUCAGGCAGCUGGUGGGGAAUCCAACACAUUGAGGCGAGCUCUCUCCCUGGACUCCAUUCGACCACCCGGCGAUGGGGCGAGGUGUGAUGAUAGUCGCCACGAUUCCCGGAGUCCAUCCCCAACAGCCUCCAGUGGCAUUGAGGGUGGUUCCAUUAAGGAUUCCCCGUUGCAAAUUGAUAUGAUGACCGGGGAUUCAUCGAGUAUUGAUACGCAAGACGAUGGCAAUGUCUCCAGCGACCGGAGAUCCAUCCUAGCUGGUGGAGCUGCCAGAGGAUGGCUUCCGGAUGUAGCGGCAAUUAUGUGGAAGCGAAUGCUCGGCGCCCUGGGGGAUGUGAAUGAGAUUCAGAGCCCCAAAUUGCAUGCACAGAUCUUUAGGCAUUUGGUGGAUAUGACGUCGAGCUUGAUAAAGAUUCGUCUCAAUCAGGGCAUUACGAAUGACAAUCAAACAACCCCACAACCACCGGCGCUUGUGCCCCCUAUUGGACUGAUAGCACCCUGGUGCUUUGGGGCCUUGGCGUUGGAUAAUCAGUAUCGCGAAGGGAAAGUCUGUGCGCUGCAGCUGCUCUGUACAAUGGUGAAGAAUUCUCAAUUGAAUGGAAUGACGCAGUUGCCACUUUUCUACAGUGCCCUCCAUCAAGCUCUAACGGGUGUAGAUCGUGAGUUGGCCUACACAGCUCUGCGUUUUCUGGGUGGACCACGCUUUUUGAGUCUCCUUCUACCGGGGCAUACGCUUCUUUUGCUCGAUUUGGUGCAUGCAUCCACCGUCCUGAUAACAUCAUCAAAUUGCGGAAGUCAUGCACCACGUUCGGAAGUUGCUGGGCUCCUUGGAUCGCUUCUUUGCUUCCCAAAGACAUCCCUCCCGAAGCCAGUGCUCAAUCCAUCUGGCCCCCAUGUGGAGUUGAUGGAGUGUCCGGAUCUCCAGGAGCACGUUCUCAAUGUCAUCAUGCGCUGUGCCCGCCGUGAGCCAACAUCCAAAGCCAGAUGCAUUGCAAUUGCUGCCCUGGGGCAGUGGAUUGUGCAGAAUUUAUCCAAUUUCUCCGCAUUUACCGCCACUGCGUCGGGAUUCACGCAGCAAAUUCCCUCCCAAUCGUCACAGCGCCCAGAUGGGCAGACUGUGAUCAAUCCACGGAUAACGGAAGCUGUGCAAAUUAUCCUUCAGGCACUUCAAUUCAAAAAUCGAACAAUAGCCCGCAUUGCGUCGGAAACACUGAAGUUGUGCGCGGAAAAGGGGAAGUCAAUUGCAAAGAUUGAGCGUCUCCCGCAGAUGAUUGUCAAUGCUCUGUGCGUGGCGUUGGAGAUUCAGAACACCAGUCAUCCCAAGGAGAGUGAUAAGGUGGUGAUAAAUUCCCUACUGCUCUGUCUUGGGGAAUUCUGCAUGCAAACCCCAGUUAAGAUUCUCCAGGAGACGUCAAAUGGUGCCGAUGGGGGGUGCACGCUUAUUAUGAAUGUUCUCCGGGUGUUGCAUCACAUUUCCACGGGAACAAAAUUCGAUCGGGUGAAACUCCUCACGGCUGAUGAGGAUUUCGACAUGACAAUCACCGUUGACGAUGCCCGGGAGCAUUUGAACAAUGAGCCAAGCUACCAAACGACGGAAACAACGCAGAAUUGCCUCUUUGCCAUUCGAUUGUGCGCAAAGACCGUUGCAAUGCAUCUUGUGACGAAUUUGGGGCAUUUUCCCAUUGGAAUUGGGGCAUCACGAUUGAGUUCAAUGGUGGAUGAACAGGAUGAUUUGAGUUUGAUGCCAAGUAAUGCUGCUCCCGUGCAUGCCAGGGAGUCCAUUGAUUUGGGUACGCCACAAGUUCUAACAGCACCGAAUUUGCAGCUUUUCAUGCUGAAUAAGAACCUCGUGGCGAGUUUUGUGGAAUUGCCAACGCUCAAACUUCCGGGUGGUGGGAUAACGGCGGGUCUUGUUACGGCUGAUCGGCAGGUGCGUCUUCUGUUGCGCGAUAUAAAUGGUAAAGCAUGUUGGGAUGCAUCAGUUCUCUACAGAGAGCCACGCAUGCAGCAUGGUGCAAGUUCACUUCGGUUCUCAGAUCAACACAGCUCCCUCUCAUCGGGAAUUUCGUCGCAAACGAAGAAUUUUGGGGGUGGAAAGAAUAAUUUUAUGGUUUCCCUGGAUCCACUGACGUCAAUUGUGGGGAUGCCAUUGCCCCCAGUUAGGCAUACGCUGAGGCAUCGUCCACCGGGUCAACUACCCGUUGCAAGUGAUCUCGAACCCGAUUUGGAUCAAUUAGAUGAUCUACUGCAGUAUAUUGGGCACACAAGUCCCGAAUGUUUGGAUGUCAGUCGAACCCCAUUGAAUACAGCUGGUCCCACACCCGUUGGGAAUAACAUUGAAACACAAGCUAUAUCAAUUAUUCUCAAUCAGAAAAACAUUGAACAGGACUACAUUGCAAGGCAUAGUAGCUUCAGUUCAGCCCUCAGUGCGUGCAGUGUCUCCCACAAUGUGCAAUUUGAUAGUUUCACAGAUGAGAAUUUGGAGGAUAGUGUGAGUUCAGCCGGGAGAGGGGAUCCACCCUUUCACUACUGCAGACUUCUCUUCAGCCAUCUGGGGCUGGCUAGUUGGGAGAAGAGGCAGAGAACGAAUCUUCUGACGCGCACUGAUAAACUUCUGCGUGAACUUCGGAAUCUUGAUACGCAAAAAUGUCGAGAGACGCACAAAAUGGCCGUAAUCUACGUCGGAGCGGGGCAGGAGGAUAAGAAUAGUAUCCUCCGGAAUACGUGUGGAAGCAGCACGUAUGAGAUGUUUGUGUCGGCUCUUGGGUGGGAGAUUGAACUUGAAUCCCACAAUGGUUUCCUCGGUGGUCUCCCACGAACGGGAUGUGGCUCAACGGCACCGUACUAUGCAACACCUUUCCUCGAGGCCAUCUACCACGUGGCCACGCGAAUGCCCUCCGACACCCCAGAGGCGAUUCUCAACAAAACACGCCAUCUGGGCAAUGAUGAGGUGCACAUCAUCUGGAGUGAGCAUUCACGCGACUACCGCCGUGAUAUUCUUCCCACGGAAUUCUGCGAUGUCCUCAUUGUUGUCUAUCCGCUGCGAAGUGGCCUCUUCCGCGUGACGGUCAAUCGCAAAGCUGACGUCCCGUGGUUUGGACCAAUAUGGGAUGAAGCCGUAGUUGGGGGUGCAUGCCUUGCGACACUCGUUCGAGCUACAGCCAUCAAUGCCAGUCGUGCCAAGAGAACUUCACUUAAUUUCUAUCAACAGUUCUACGAGGAGAGGCACAGAUCGCUGGAAACAGUGGCAUCGAGGCAUAAAGAGAGUACAACAUUUGAGGAAUUUGCUGGACGGGUUUUUUCACCAAUUCAAUCAUCUACGGUGCCCACGACAAAUACUUCUGGGAAUCCAGGAGGUGCACCACUAGCAGCUGCCCUCAUUGAUCAUCAAAAGAUCGCUUCAAAGAAUUGGAUGCAACAUUUGGAAAUUGGAGGAAGAGAGUCAAACAGUCAACAGAGUGCUGUUAGUGGCACAUCAGCAGAGAAUCCCUCACCACGGCCACUCCGGAAGAUUACGCAUCCCUUCAAGGGGGGCAUAAAGAGGGCAUCGGUGCAGCAUCAUCAUCACCAACAGAGCACCCCUCCGGAUAGUCCAACACUUCCGGGGAGGAAAUUUAAGUAAGAAAAACAAAAACUAAAUCUUCAAUCAAUUAACUUAAAAAACAAUUCUUCUCUGCUCUCCAAGACUUAACUUAAAUAGUGAGAAAAAAAUUUAAAAAAAAAGGGUAUUGUGGGGGAAUAAAUAAAUUCUCUAUUUUAAUUCUUAUAAAAUGAAAGAUCAAAUUCGAUGUCUAUACGAAGCUAAAAAAAAUCUAUCUAAUCUUGUUGUUCACUGAGAGAGAAAUAAUUGUGCGCAAGGGUGGCAUUUCUAAAAUUAUAUUACACAACACACAGAGACUUUUAAGAUGCAAGAAAAAAAGGUAAUAUAAAUUUAAACCUAAACGAUCAAUUAAAUAUUCCAAAUGAAAAAAGUUAUUAAUAUUGUAAGAAUCACAUGGACUUAUUUUAAAGAAUAUUUGUAUUUUUCUCCUUUUUUUUUAUUAAGAAUUUAUUUCGUUCAAUAUUUUAUGUAUUUAUUUAUAGUUGAAGCUUUAUUAUCGCAUGUUUUAUUUUUAUCACUUACAAUUCGCACUAAUUCAUUUCGUUUUAAUGGAAAAUUCAAAAGAAUUGCGUUCUCUUUUAUUUAAAUAUGGACAAAAAAGUAUUAUAUGUAAUUUAAAGAAAAAUGAAAACUUACGUUUUUUUCGUCCAGUAUUCUUUUUAUUGGUUUGUUGGAGGAUAUACUUGUCUAUCGAAGCAAACACAAAAUAAAUGUUAAAGCUUAAAAAAAUAAAAAUCUAUUAAACUUUAAGAAACUUUAUUUCAUUAUUAGUACUCUGCGUUGAUACCACUGCU